UCAGAAGAUGCUACUUGCAAGAUCUCUGAAUCUGACCCUGAGGAAUUAUCAGAUGAAGCAAGUGCUGACACCUUCUAUGGAACUUCUCCUCCUAGUACACCCCGCCAGAUAAAGCGUAUGUCAACAAAGCAUCAGAAAAAUAACGUUGGGAGACCUGCUAGUCGCUCCACUUUGAAAGAAAAGAUGAGUGUGCCAGCUCAGUCUGUGCAUAAAGACAAUGGGAAAACUAUUGAGAAUGUGGAGGAGCACAGCUAUAAGCAAGGAAAAAAGAUCCGAGACGCCCUAAGGACAACAGAACGAGAUCACAAGAAAAAUGUGCAGUGCUCAUUUAUGUUAGACUCAGUUGGUGGGUCUCUGCCAAAAAAACCAAUUCCAGAUGUUGAUCUCAAUAAGCCUUACCUCAGCCUUGGCUGUAGCAAUGCUAAGCUUCCAGUCUCUGUGCCCAUGCCAAUACCCAGAACUGCACGCCAGACUUCUAGGACUGAUUGCCCAGCAGACCGCUUAAAGUUCUUCGAAACCCUGCGGCUUUUGUUAAAACUUACCUCAGUCUCAAAGAAAAAGGACAGGGAGCAAAGAGGACAGGAAAACACCUCUUCUGUCUGGCUGAACCGAUCCAAUGAACUGAUCUGGCUGGAGCUGCAAGCUUGGCAUGCUGGCCGGAGCAUUAAUGACCAAGACCUCUAUCUCUAUGCAGCCCGUCAAGCUAUCCCUGAUAUCAUCAAUGAAAUCCUCACCUUCAAAGUGAACUAUGGAAGCUUCUCCUGUGUAAAAAAUGGAGCCAGUCUCAAUGGUACUUCAGGAGAAGGAGUUUGCAAAGCAACAUGUGGAACUAGUGCUUUGGGUUACUCAAGUUACCACGAACACCUCCAUCGCCAGCGGGUCUCAUUUGAGCAAGUAAAGCGGAUAAUGGAGCUGCUAGAGUAUAUAGAAGCACUUUAUCCGUCUCUGCAGGCUCUUCAAAAGGACUAUGAAAAGUAUGCUGCAAAGGACUUCCAAGACAGAGUGCAGGCACUCUGUCUAUGGUUAAAUAUUACGAAAGACUUAAAUCAAAAACUAAGGAUUAUGGGAACUGUAUUGGGCAUCAAAAAUCUUUCUGACAUUGGCUGGCCAGUGUUUGAAAUUCCUUCUCCUCGACCAUCUAAGUACAAUGAUCCAGAGGAUGAAGAAGUUGAUAGGGCAACAGAAGUAAAGGAAUCCUCAGGAACGUGCACAGAGGAGAGCGAUGGUGAAGAACAAAUCUCUGAGGAGAGUGUUGAGGAACUUAGACAAGCCAUCAAGAACAAUUUUACUAAUAAGCCAAAUUUUGACUUUCAGGACCAUUUUUCAAGGAGGCUUGAUAGGCUUGAAUCUGAGGAUGACUCCACCUCUUGGGUUAUUCCAGAAUGCAGUGCUGAGACAAGCUGCAGCCAACACUGUUUGACCUCUAUUUACAGGCCGUUUGUAGAUAAAGCACUGAAGCAAAUGGGGUUGAGGAAGCUAAUUUUAAGACUGCACAAGCUAAUGCAUGGUUCAUUGCAAAGGGCCCGUAUGGCGUUGGUAAGGAGUGAUCAUCAGCUGGAGUUUUCAGAAUUUCCAGAUCCCAUGUUAUGUUCAGAUUACGUGCAGUUAUUAAAUUCCCCACCUUGUUGUGAGCAAAAAUGCAGCACUGUAUCAUGGGAGGAGCUGAAAUCCAUGGAUUUACCGUCUUUUGAACCUGCAUUCUUGGUCCUCUGCCGAGUCCUGCUCAAUGUUAUCCAUGAAUGUCUCAAGCUAAGGUUGGAACAAAGACCUGCUGGGGAACCAUCUCUUUUGAGUAUUAAACAGCUAGUGAGAGAGUGUAAAGAGGUUCUGAAGGGUGGCCUGUUAAUGAAGCAAUAUUACCAGUUUAUGUUACGGGAGGUGUUAGAUGACUUACAAAAGAUUGACUGCAACAUUGAUUCUUUUGAAGAGGACUUGCAUAAAAUGUUAAUGGUUUACUUUGAUUAUAUGCGAAGCUGGAUCCAAAUGCUACAGCAGUUACCUCAAGCGUCUCAUAGUUUAAAAAACCUGUUGGAGGAAGAAUGGAAUUUCACCAAAGAAAUAACUCCUUAUAUAAGAGGAGGUGAAGCUCAAGCUGGAAAACUAUUCUGUGGACUACAAGACAGUUGUGAUGAAUUUUGGGCCAGUGCCGAUGACAGUACUGCAUCAGAUGAAAUCAGGAGGUCUGUUAUAGAGACCAGCCGAGCACUCAAAGAGCUGUUUCAUGAAGCUAGAGAAAGAGCCUCCAAAGCUCUUGGUUUUGCUAAAAUGCUGAGGAAGGACCUUGAAAUAGCAGCAGAAUUUGCAUUGUCAGCCCCUGUGCGAGAUCUUCUGAAUGCUCUGAAAACAAAAGAGUAUGUGAAGGUACAAAUCCCUGGACUUGAGAGUUUACAAGUAUUUGUACCAAAUAGUAUUGCAGGGCAAAAAUCUGUCAUCUUGCAGCUCCUCAAUGCAGCUGCUGGAAAGGAUUGCUCAAAGGAUUCAGAUGAGGUUGCAUAUGAGGCCUAUUUACUAAUGACCAAACACAGUGAUAAAGACCAUGAAUUAGAUGACAGCUGGAGUGCAUGGGAGGGUCAGCCCGUCAAAGUAGUGCCACAAGUAGAAACUGUUGACACACUGCGCACCAUGCAGGUUGAUAACCUCCUCCUUGUAGUCAUUCAAUCUGCCCACCUUGUGAGUCAGAGAAAAGCUUUCCAGCAGUCAAUUGAAGGGCUCAUAUCUCUGCACCAGGAACAGACAUCCAGCCAACCGGUCAUCGCCAAAGCUCUACAACAGCUGAAGAGUGAUGCAUUACAGCUAUGCAAUAAGAUAAGCAGCGCUAUUGAUCGAGUUGAUCACAUGUUCACAUCGGAGUUUGAUGCUGAAGUUGAUGAAUCUGAAUCUGCCACUUUGCAGCAAUACUACCGGGAAGCUAUGAUUCAGGGUUACAAUUUUGGGUUUGAGUACCAUAAAGAAGUUGUUCGUCUGAUGUCUGGCGAAUUUAGGCAGAAAAUUGGAGACAAGUAUAUCAGCUUUGCCAGAAAAUGGAUGAAUUAUGUGCUAACAAAAUGUGAGAGUGGCCGAGGCACUCGACCCAGGUGGGCAACUCAAGGCUUUGAUUUUCUUCAAGCCAUUGAGCCGGCAUUUAUUUCAGCUCUCCCAGAAGAUGACUUCUUGAGUUUACAAGCUCUGAUGAAUGAGUGUAUUGGCCAUGUUAUCGGAAAACCUCACAGUCCUGUUACAGCUAUUCAUCGAAACAGUCCCCGUCCCGUAAAAGUACCUCGGUGCCAUAGUGAUCCACCAAAUCCUCAUCUUAUCAUCCCCACGCCUGAAGGCUUCAGCACGCGGAGUUUCCCUUGUGAUGCACGGAACCACUGCAGCGUUGCUGUCAGUCGCCCCGCUCCCAUCGGUAGCGACUCAGCUCAACCCAAACCUGUCAGCAGUGCAAAUGAUACCAGGGGUUCCAGUGUUCCUGAAAAUGAUCGGCUGGCUUCAAUAGCAGCUGAGUUGCAGUUCAGAUCCCUUAGUCGUCACUCCAGCCCCACUGAAGAGCGAGAAGAACCAUCGUAUCCAAAAGGAGAUUCAAGUGGCUUGUCCCGGCGAAGUUGGGAGCUCAGAACUUUAAUCAGCCAGACCAAAGACACUGCUUCCAAGCAAGCACCGAUUGAAGCUGUUCAAAAGUCUGUUCAGUUGUUUGAAGAAAGGAGAUACAGAGAGAUGAGGAGGAAGAACAUCAUUGGCCAAGUUUGUGACACACCGAAAUCUUAUGAUAAUGUCAUGCAUGUAGGUUUGAGAAAAGUGACUUUCAAGUGGCAGAGAGGAAACAAAAUUGGUGAAGGCCAGUAUGGGAAGGUCUAUACCUGUAUCAGUGUUGACACUGGAGAGCUGAUGGCUAUGAAGGAAAUAAGAUUCCAACCUAAUGAUCACAAAACCAUCAAAGAAACAGCUGAUGAACUGAAGAUUUUUGAAGGCAUCAAACACCCCAAUCUUGUCCGUUAUUUCGGUGUGGAGCUCCAUAGGGAAGAAAUGUACAUCUUCAUGGAGUACUGUGAUGAGGGCACUCUGGAGGAGGUAUCAAAACUGGGCCUUCAAGAGCAUGUCAUUAGGCUCUACACAAAGCAAAUCACGAUUGCUAUCAAUGUACUACAUGAACAUGGUAUUGUUCAUCGAGACAUUAAAGGAGCCAACAUCUUUCUUACCUCAUCUGGACUGAUUAAACUAGGAGACUUUGGCUGCUCGGUGAAACUGAAGAACAACACCCAGACAAUGCCCGGAGAAGUGAACAGCACCCUGGGGACUGCAGCGUACAUGGCUCCAGAAGUAAUUACUAGAGCUAAAGGAGAAGGGCACGGGCGUGCAGCAGACAUCUGGAGCCUGGGCUGCGUCGUUAUAGAGAUGGUCACCGGCAAGAGGCCUUGGCACGAAUACGAGCACAACUUCCAGAUCAUGUAUAAAGUGGGGAUGGGCCAUAAGCCUCCUAUUCCGGACAAAGUGAGCCCAGAAGGGAAAGACUUCCUUUGCCACUGCCUGGAAAGUGACCCAAAGAUGAGGUGGACGGCCAGCCAGCUCCUCGAUCAUCCUUUUGUCAAGGUUUGCACAGAUGAAGAAUGAAGUUACUCAGCCUCUGGCCUUUUUUUUUAUUCUGGCAAGAUACCUUUUAAUCACUACUGUAUGUAAUAUUUACAUAAAGACUGUGCUGAGAAACAGUAUAAAAAGUUGAACUUACGAAGACUGCACAAGUGACGAGCGUCACUUUCUCUGCUGCUCCUGUAUGUGUUACUUGGCACACGUUGCUCAUGUGACAGUGUCCGCAAGGUGGAAGAAGCUGCAUGUUUCAGUGAAAGUGCCAUUACUACUGUAUAUGGACCAUACCUUUUUUUGUCCUUUCUCCUGUUU
Molecule: messenger RNA, 4872 nt
Organism: Egretta garzetta (little egret)
Lineage: Eukaryota; Metazoa; Chordata; Aves; Pelecaniformes; Ardeidae
Gene: MAP3K4
Product: mitogen-activated protein kinase kinase kinase 4
Exons: 26
Biological process (GO): protein phosphorylation; MAPK cascade
Molecular function (GO): ATP binding; protein kinase activity
Source: RefSeq, a predicted model, not a curated record